This is a messenger RNA of Panonychus citri (citrus red mite), 731 nucleotides long. Its product is annotated as eukaryotic translation initiation factor 5A-2-like. Bases 65 to 559 code for a protein of 164 amino acids. Lineage: Eukaryota; Metazoa; Arthropoda; Arachnida; Trombidiformes; Tetranychidae. The transcript has 2 exons. Gene Ontology annotation, biological process: positive regulation of translational termination; positive regulation of translational elongation. The record is from RefSeq and is a predicted model, not a curated record. Gene Ontology annotation, molecular function: ribosome binding; translation elongation factor activity; RNA binding.
AGUUUUUUCGUUUUCAAUUCUACUCUGUUAAGAAUAAGUGAUUGAUUGCUUUGUUUUAUACGAAAUGGAUAAUCAACAAGAGAACCCUGAUGAUAGUUCGUCAAAAUACAUGUAUCCGAUUCAAUGUUCUGCUCUUAAACAGUCCGAUGUUGCGGUAAUUAAUGAUCGACCAUGUAAAGUCAUGGAAAUAAGUACCGAAACUGUGAAAAACGGAAAGGAAAAGUUCCAUAUUAAAGGACAGGAUAUUUUCAAUGGCAAUAAUCAUGAUAUUUUCUGCCCUCUCAAUAGCAUGAUUAAUAUUGCUGUAGUUUCAGAAAAAAAUUACGCAGUAAUUGAUAUUCUAGAUAAUGGUUGGUGUUCGCUUAUGGGUGAAAAGGGAGAAGUUCGAGAUGAUUUACGAUUGCCUGAGGGUGAACUUGGUACCAAUUUGUGGAAGUCUUUUGAAGAAGGUGAGAAUAUUUCAGUUACUGUUUUAUCCGCUUUGAACAUACACGAAAUCAUUCGUUGUGCACAAGAUGCCGUAGACGGUACUCCUAGUCGAAAGAUUGUUACAGAUUAAUUGUCGUUAAUGGCAAAAGAAAAAAAAAUACAAACGUUUAAAUUGGCAAACUACAGUUCGAAGUGCAAUGCGUUUCCAUUACAUGAAAUAUGUUCAAAAUGAAUUCUAUUAAUAAAUAAUCGGGCUGUAAAGCUCAUUGCGAGAAUUACAAAUAAACAAUAUUCAUUAUUUA